AACACUACAUUAGUUAGAAAGUAAGAAUGUAAAUAAUUCAGUUAGAAGUCCGGCCUCUUAGCCUUGUGACUUAGUCAUGUCGUGUCGACAUGCUCGCUACAACAAAUGAAUGUAGCGGCGAAGAUGCAACGGUCAAGUGGAUGAAACACCACGAGGUGACAUCGGUGAGCGACAAUCAGCGCGACUCCUUGACCCGCUGGAGGACUAGCUACUUCAGAUCGCAAGAGACUCCGCGAUCCGGUGUAUCGUAUAUGCAUAGGACAUAGCGGAAAGGCCCAGCACCGAACGGCGAAGCAUGUUGUACCCAAGUCGCAGAAUCCUGAUUGCUGGAGCGGCGGGACUAUGCUUGAUUUGGGCAUGCUUGCAAUUCGUUGUGCCAGAGUUGUCUCAUUGGCUAGCCUCUGAAGCUGUAGAUGUCGGUGGCUACCUGCCGGCACGUUCUCCGCACACUGUUCCCGAGCUGGUGGAUGUCAAAGAUGUUGGCAAGCCACGUCACGUUCUCAUUCUGAUCAAGACAGGUACAGACAGGAAAUACAAGUGGAGACGAAACAACCUUCGCAAUAGCUGGUUUUACCGGUGUCGUUCCGGUGAAUACUACCCGCCAAACGUGAAGAUUCCAAAGCACCUCAACAACAUCAAGCUCUCGUGUUACUUCAUCAUCGGCGUCAAGCACAUCUCGAAGAUCAACAACGAGAGUCUGGAAGAUGAAAACAGGAAAUAUGGCGAUAUCAUCUAUGCGCGUGAUAUUAACGACCUGUACUCAACGUUUCUAAUGAAAACCGUCUGGAUGCUGAACUGGGCAACGCUCGCGUCGACGCGCCGAUUCGUCAAACGCAAGCAGCCGGACGUGCCGGUAACGCACGUUAUGCUGGCCGACGAUGACACGUUUGUUACGCUGUCGCUGUUCAUCAACUGGGCGUCGCGGCUGCCGCUCGCGCGUGUGUUCACCGGCCACGCUCACCGGUUCAGCCGCCCUCUGUACUGCCACGAAAACGCGCACCCGAACUGCAUCGACAGCAAAGCGUACCCGUCGCUGCGCCGCUACCCGCGCUACCCGAGCGGCUUUGCCUACCUGCUCUCCUUGGACGUGUGCGUGGGCACUGUGCAGUCGGCCAUCCGACACUCCGCCAUGGACUGUCCGGUGCCCGGGAACAACGAGGACGCGCUCAUGGGCCUGCUGACGGCCGAGGCGGGCUUCACGCUCAUACACGAGCCGUCGUUCCACCACUUCGCACAGCAGGUUUUCCCGUGCCCAGGCGAUGGCGUACCGCUGAUGGUGAUCGGCAACGCACCGCAGGGAAUUCUCAACAUUGUGGCGCGCAACGAGCGCCUGGGCGAGAGGAAUCUCUGCAGGGAUGUUGUUCGCUAGAGUGCAGCAAACACUGUUCAACUCGGCGUCCGCUGGGACCAUAGUUUGAGCUGACUAUCCCCAGCAAAGCCAGGAAUUUCCCAGUCUGCGUGCAUGCACAUAUUUGUGUACAUAAGAGGAAGUGACAUAGUAUGAACAUACAUGUAUGGACUGCUGGCUCUUGAGAUAAAUUCAUAGUAUUUUUUUGCCUUUUCUGCCGGUAUUAUGUGCAUGAAUCCGCAUCUUGCAGCGCACUUUAUAACAGUACUUAUUGGAUUCUCCAGAUUACAGUAUUUUCAAGAAAGCAGAAGCCAUUGAAU
Sycon ciliatum is the source of this 1668-nucleotide messenger RNA. RefSeq lists its product as uncharacterized. Gene Ontology annotation, cellular component: Golgi membrane. The coding region runs from base 296 to 1369 and encodes 357 amino acids. The transcript is spliced from 4 exons. Gene Ontology annotation, molecular function: hexosyltransferase activity. The record is from RefSeq and is a predicted model, not a curated record. Lineage: Eukaryota; Metazoa; Porifera; Calcarea; Leucosolenida; Sycettidae.